AUGAAAGUCGACUCCGCCAUCAUCUCCCUCCUCAAGCUCGACCCCGAGCAAACCACCGUCUCCUCCGCCGGCCGAGGCGGCAUGUCCUCAGCCUCAACGUCCAAGAUCACAACAAAACCCCAAGACGGCUCAACAAUGCAAUACUUCAUGAAAACCGGCAAAGGCCGCGCCGCCGAACUAAUGUUCGAGGGCGAACACCAAUCCCUCAAAGCCAUCUACUCCGCAGUCCCAACCCUCUGUCCCAACUCCUUCGGCCACGGAGAAUUCGUCGAUGCACCCGGAACCUCUUUCCUAGUUACAGAUUACCUCGACCUCUCCGGCGGACGAAGAGGGAGUAAAGGGAAGGGCAUGACUCUCGCGCAGAAACUCGCGAAACUGCACACAACCCCGGCACCAACACCAGCAGGCUACGAUAAACCACAAUUCGGGUUUCCAGCAACAACAUGUUGCGGCGACACACCUCAAGAUAACACCUACGAAUCAUCCUGGGCGGACUUCUACGCAAAUCGAAGGUUACGGUUCAUCCUCAAACAAAGCGAUAAAUCCAACGGAAAAGACCCCGAAUUGACAGAUCUCAUCGAGAAGACCUGCACCACCGUCGUCCCAAACUUGAUCGGCGACUCCCAUCUCAACAACGGCAACGGCAUAACCCCCGUCGUAGUCCAUGGCGAUCUCUGGUCCGGCAACGCCUCCUCCGGCAAACUGCCGAGCAUGGCGGAGGCGGAGGAUAUCGUGUACGACUCCAGCGCCUGCUACGCGCAUAGUGAGUUCGAGCUGGGGAUCAUGAAGAUGUUUGGUGGGUUUGGUGGGAAGUUCUUGGAGGAGUAUCAUGAGCUUGUGCCGAAGACGGAGCCGGUGGGGGAGUAUGAGGAUCGCGUGAAGCUGUAUGAAUUGUACCAUCAUUUGAAUCAUCAUGCGCUUUUUGGCGGAGGGUAUAGGAGUGGGGCGGUGGGGAUUAUGAAGAGUUUGAUUGGGAAGUAUGCAGGGAGGAGUGAGUUGUGA
Fulvia fulva is the source of this 1002-nucleotide messenger RNA. Its product is annotated as Ketosamine-3-kinase. The record is from RefSeq and is a predicted model, not a curated record. The transcript has a single exon. Lineage: Eukaryota; Fungi; Ascomycota; Dothideomycetes; Mycosphaerellales; Mycosphaerellaceae. The coding region runs from base 1 to 1002 and encodes 333 amino acids.